UCAUAGGUCAUCAUCACACACACUUGACGCUAACAACAGUACCCUACCUGCAACACAUAUAUUGACAUCAUUCUAACUGAGCGUUUCAACUAAGACACGGGCAAUGAUCAAACCUUACAGGUUCACUUCUCUCUUGAACGCAGCGUCCCAGAUGGAAGGGGGUGCACACACUGUCGUUGCCAAUUACACCUCCCCCCUCGCUUCCCGAAACGUAGUGUAGUUUGGCGGUCUUCUCUAAUAACUAUAUAUAUAUAUAACCGGCUUUUCCAAAGUUUAAAUUAGGUGAUUGAAACAAUACCGUCACAGUAAAUAUGAAUCCCAUCAGCGUAGUCGAGCACAAGGGCAUGCGGUUCGUCAUCAUGGACGCUCCUAGUAAUUCUAAUCUGCCGUCAUAUCUGCAGGAGUUGAAAAGGAACGGCGUUCAACACGUCGUCAGGGUGUGCGAUCCCACAUACGAAAUAGAACUCCUUGAACGGGAGGGUAUCCAGGUCCAUGACUGGUCCUUCCCCGAUGGAGAAUCCCCACCGAGUUGGGUCAUCACCAACUGGCUUGCAAUAGUACAACCAGGGUGUAGGCUUGCCAUACACUGUGUGGCCGGGCUAGGAAGAGCGCCGGUGUUGGUGGCCGUGGCUUUGAUGGAGAAUGGCGUGGAAGCCGAAGAUGCGGUUGCUAUGAUACGCAAAGGCAGGCGAGGGGCGAUCAACAGCAAACAGCUCAGGUUUUUGCAGAAGUAUAAACCUCGGGGCAGUGCACAAGGGUGCUGCAUCAUCUUAUGAAUAAAGGAGAGGUGCACGUGUACGGGUAAUGGUAGGUAGGUAGGUAGGAUGAGAAUGCAUGGCCUGGAAUGCCAGUGCUGUGUACAGUGCUGUUAAUAAAGAAAUGUGCAGGAGAGCCUACCGAAUACUUGGCCUAUACGUAGGUACAUUUUAACUGGAG
Molecule: messenger RNA, 936 nt
Organism: Sphaeroforma arctica JP610
Lineage: Eukaryota; Ichthyosporea; Ichthyophonida
Product: protein tyrosine phosphatase type IVA 1
Exons: 6
Coding region: 312-776 (154 amino acids)
Biological process (GO): protein dephosphorylation
Cellular component (GO): nucleus
Molecular function (GO): phosphatase activity
Source: RefSeq, a predicted model, not a curated record